GAUUUUGGUAUUUUCGUCGCCUAAUUUCCUGUGGUCUUUGUACGGUGAAGAAUCUAAUUAAUUCCUUUCGGUGUCUUUUCAAAACAAAUGUGACGGCAAAAACCACCACCGAAAACAAGAAGUGUACCCAUAAGCAUAUACACACACAUAUUCUUAAAUAUAUAUUCACACACACACAUAUGGUGAUAAUGAACACAAAAUUAAAUUAAUAAGUGCGUGAAUUUUUUUUUUUUUUAAUUGGUAACUUGACAUAAUACUGUAUAUAGUUGUCCUCAGAUUUCAGAAUAUGUCGUAAAGACACAAGUAAUGCCGUUUAGUAUAUUUUCUGAUAUCAGUAUUCGAAACAUGAUCUGUUGACGUCAAACGAUAUUACUCAUUUGAUCAGUAGUUACCCAAACUUCAGGAGCAGCUAGACAAAUGGUGUUGAGAAUAAUACUGCGAUACCUGCUACACAAUGAACAACUUGUACAAAAACUAUCGGAGAGCUAUCCUAUACGACGCAGCGCCCAGUUAGUUGCCUAUAUCUUCCUGAGAGGAAAAGAGAAAGGACUGGAAAGUAUUGAAAAAUUAAAAGACCACGAUUCUGUUUCGCCAAAACGAUUACAAUCCUUCACAAAAACUUUCCAAGAGAAACUGCAGGAAGGCAUCAGAGAAUGGAAGCAAAAGAAUCCAUAAUUUUUUUAUAUAGUUUUGAAACCCAAAGCCUUUCGUAUUUAAUUAAUAUUUAGUUAUUUCUACCAUUAUCAAAUCAAAAGAACCAAAUAAAAAUGCAAAUGAAGUUUUUA
Messenger RNA from Octopus sinensis (East Asian common octopus), 785 nucleotides. RefSeq names its product protein NCBP2AS2 homolog. The transcript is spliced from 4 exons. The record is from RefSeq and is a predicted model, not a curated record. Lineage: Eukaryota; Metazoa; Mollusca; Cephalopoda; Octopoda; Octopodidae. The coding region runs from base 418 to 675 and encodes 85 amino acids.